AUGCCCGCAAGCCCCCGCCUGAGCGACCAUGAGCUUGCCGCCAUCAACGCCUCCGCGGUAACGCGCGAGUACAACGUCAAGCCCCAUCUCGAUUACCGAACUGUGUCCGCCGUGAACGGGCCUCUGGUUGUCUUGGACAACGUCAAGUUCCCCUCCUACAACGAGAUUGUGCAACUCACCCUCCCCGAUGGCACCAAGCGCGGCGGCCAGGUGCUCGAGGUGCAGGGCAAGAAGGCGAUCGUUCAAGUCUUCGAGGGGACCUCCGGCGUCGAUGUGAAGGCGACCCAUGUCGAGUUCACUGGUAGCAGCAUGAAGCUGCCCGUCGCCGAGGACAUGCUCGGUCGUAUCUUCAACGGUUCCGGUCUGCCUAUUGACAACGGCCCGAAGGUGUUUGCGGAGGACUACUUGGAUAUCAACGGUUCCCCCAUCAACCCCUACUCGCGCACAUAUCCCGAGGAAAUGAUCCAGACUGGUAUCUCUACCAUUGAUGUCAUGAACUCCAUUGCGCGAGGACAGAAGAUUCCCAUCUUCUCCGCCGCCGGUCUCCCGCAUAACGAGAUUGCUGCGCAAAUUGUGCGGCAAGCUGGUCUAGUCAAGGGUCCGACCAAGGACGUGCAUGACGGGCACGAAGAUAACUUCUCGGUCGUGUUCGGUGCCAUGGGUGUGAACAUGGAGACGGCACGCUUUUUCAAGCAGGACUUUGAGGAGAACGGCAGUCUGGACCGUGUCACCCUCUUCUUCAACCUUGCGAACGACCCCACAAUCGAGCGUAUCAUUACGCCUCGCCUUGCGCUUACCACAGCCGAGUACUACGCGUACCAGCUGGAGAAGCACGUCCUUGUCAUCCUCACGGACAUGUCAUCAUAUGCGGACGCCCUUCGUGAGGUCUCCGCCGCGCGAGAGGAGGUUCCGGGUCGUCGUGGAUACCCCGGUUACAUGUAUACCGAUCUGUCGACUAUCUACGAGCGUGCAGGUCGUGUAGAAGGCCGUAAUGGCUCGAUCACUCAGAUUCCUAUUCUCACCAUGCCCAACGAUGACAUCACCCACCCAAUUCCCGAUCUCACCGGAUACAUCACCGAGGGCCAGAUCUUCGUCGAUCGUCAGCUGCACAACAGGCAAAUAUACCCUCCGAUCAACGUGCUGCCCUCGCUCUCGCGUCUCAUGAAGAGCGCCAUCGGCGAGAAGCUCACGCGCAAGGACCACGGUGAUGUGUCCAACCAGCUGUACGCGAAGUACGCUAUCGGACGCGACGCAGCGGCGAUGAAGGCUGUCGUCGGCGAGGAGGCACUCUCGUCUGAGGACAAGCUUGCGCUCGAGUUCCUCGACAAGUUCGAGAAGCAGUUUGUCGGCCAGGGCGCAUACGAGUCGCGUUCGAUCUUCGACUCGCUCGACCUCGCCUGGUCGCUGCUCCGCAUCUUCCCCAAGGAGCAGCUCAACCGGAUCAGCCCGAAGAUCGUCUCCGAGUUCUACGCGCGCAAGGCGCGCAAGACGACGGAGGCCCCUGCCGCCGCGCGCGGGAAGGGCAAGCUCGUCGACGACGCGUGA
This is a messenger RNA of Epithele typhae, 1545 nucleotides long. Its product is annotated as V-type ATPase. Bases 1 to 1545 code for a protein of 514 amino acids. Gene Ontology annotation, cellular component: proton-transporting V-type ATPase, V1 domain. The transcript has 10 exons. Lineage: Eukaryota; Fungi; Basidiomycota; Agaricomycetes; Polyporales; Epitheliaceae. Gene Ontology annotation, biological process: ATP metabolic process; proton transmembrane transport. Gene Ontology annotation, molecular function: proton-transporting ATPase activity, rotational mechanism; ATP binding. The record is from RefSeq and is a predicted model, not a curated record.